Messenger RNA from Entamoeba nuttalli P19, 765 nucleotides. RefSeq lists its product as hypothetical. The record is from RefSeq and is a predicted model, not a curated record. Gene Ontology annotation, molecular function: chromatin binding. The transcript has a single exon. The coding region runs from base 1 to 765 and encodes 254 amino acids. Gene Ontology annotation, cellular component: nucleus. Lineage: Eukaryota; Evosea; Mastigamoebida; Endamoebidae. Gene Ontology annotation, biological process: mitotic G2 DNA damage checkpoint signaling.
AUGUUUCAAGUGCAUAUUAAGAAGAAAACGAAGAAAUUUGAGUGCAAAGUUUGUGGAGCAAAGCAAUCGUACAAACACAUAUUUGGUAUAUCUAAUCAAGCAAAGGAUUUAAGACAAUUAUGUGGAGAGUAUAAUGAAAAAAGAAUAAUAGAAGAAGAACAAAACAUUGAAAAACAAGUUAAACAAAAAGAAGAAGAAGAAGACAAAGUUUUGUAUAUUACGGAAGAAGAAGAACAAAAAAGGAUAAACAAAGGAGAACAAUCCAUUUGGAAAGAAUUUGAGGAAGAAGAAGUUGAAGAAGGUGAUUUAUAUCAGAAAAUGAUAAAACCAUUUGAAACGAAAGACGAGGAAAAGAAAAGAAAAACAGAAAAGUCAAAGAGAUGUAAAGAAAAAGAAGAGAAACAAAUAAAAAGACAAAUAACAACUAAAACACAAACAAUAAAACUUUCCAAAGAAAAAGAAAUAAAUGAAGAAAUAAAUGAUAUUGAAGAAAUAUUAGCAUUAUUUGAUAAUAACUCUCAAAAAAUAAAAGAUGAAAAAGUUAAAGAAAGUCAAGAAAAUAAAUAUAUUCAAAAACCUUUAAUUUUAAAGAAUGAAGAAAAUAAACAAACAAAGUCAUCAAUCAAAUUGAGUACAAUUUUGCAGACAUUGAAACAAACCACAAGUCAAAUUCCUGAAGAGGAUGAAUUUCUUUUUGGAGGGAAUGAGCAAGAUGAAGAAGAUAAUAUAAGAAAGAAAACAACAUCAAUAUGGGAUGAUUUUUAA